AUGGCAGCGAGCCAAGGACACGCCCCCCAAACAGCGUGCGGCAGUUGCAGUGAAAACUAUUUGGGGAGCGAGUCCUUGGCUCGCUGCCAACUCCGAUUCGAAUGUCGAACCUUUUUUUUUCAACAGUAAUCGUAAAAUUGAUCUCGUAUAUUUAAAUUGUUUCUAUCUCUCUCCCUCUCUCUCUCUCUGUCUUUUUUGGUAAUUCACAUCGUGCCUCCAAAUCUCCUAAUUUUCAGUCUCUUCGCGCAACGGCAAAACGCGGCGGGAAGUCAGGAAUUGGUGGACGAGACGACGGACAUCGACAAGUGGGCGCAGGAGGUGGACCCAACGUCGAGCACUAGUUAGUUUUUUGGGGAUUUACCUAGUAAAAAUCGCUUGAAAUAGUGCAGGAGGGUCCUAACUUCCGCCUUCCGCUUUCCCUGCCGCCAAAAAAAAAAUUUUAUUCCGCUUCUUGAACCUCGAAGGUUUCAUCAUCAUUUUGCCUUCCUUCUAAUGUUUUUUUGUCAAAUUGUCCAAAAAGAACCAAAGAAAGUUCAUCAGUCUCAUGUCAUCACUGUUUGACCUUUUGGUCACUAACUCGCCCUGAAGCACACGACCAAAAUGCGUACUUUUUUUUAUGUCCUCUGUGUUUUUCAUCGUUCCGAACACCGUGUGACGAUGGCGCAUGGUCACGUGGUGUUCUACUGGAGUGAGACAUGAAAAACACGGUCUGUUAUCCACGAAUCUUGUGAAGCAUGUUAAUUUCGAGCAAAAUUUUGUCUCAGUGACAGAUGCGGCAAUGCUGUAACCUGUGCAAGUUCCCAAUGAGACCAAAUUGUUUGGCUAACACUGUGAAAUACUUGAAGAUUCUAGAAAACUCAAUCACAUUCCAAAAGUUCCGUUUUAUCGUAAAUCAUCAGUUGCGAAUAGUUUUAAACACCCUGUAAGAUGUAUAUCCGAGAAAACGCGUUCAAUUUCAACCAGGAACCUACAUGAUUCAUACUCGAGUUCAUCACAUUCUGCCGGCGAGUCACGUGGUGUUAGCAGCGGCGUCACACCAGUCACGUUGCCCUCCUCCCUCAAUAGUUCUGUCUGCUUUCCGGCCCGAAGAAGAAGAGGAAAAAGCACGUGGUGUCAAGUCCAAGUGUCCGCAUGUUGUAUACAAAGAAGACGGAAAAUGCCCGGAGGACAGAGACGGAAAACAAAAAAGAGAAAGCGGGGAAUGCGGAGACGCAGGGGGCGAAAGCAUGGAAACUGAAGGGAAAGGAGGGACGGGCGGACACAGUGGCGCGAUCCCCCCCUGCCCCCUGCCCCAUUCACUUGUUUCGUCUGAUUAGAGAUUGGGAUCGGUUCGAGUUACCUAGCUUAUUCAUUUUUCUUAGAAAUUCUUAGAAAGCCCACAAAUUGCAGCAAAGAAAGCAUUUUUUAAAGAGCAAUUUUGAAGUGUUCGUUAAAAGAAUUAAUAGAAAUUGUUUGUUAGCGCAUAAAUUACAACCCUAUUGAAACACUGAUUUUUCUCACAAACCAUCUAACAUUUUUCAAAGCUCAGAGAAAUUGUUUCGUCUACUUAGACUGCUAAUUCACUUUCACAAUGCAAAAUUUGCAAACUAAACUGAUAAAUCUCUAAAUUGAUUCGGAAUUCAGCGAAAGCGAAAGCCUAGAUAGAUUCAGAACUCGGUUCAGAUUACGAUGUUUUCUAACUAAAUCGAAAACGAUUACUUUGAGUGAACAGCUUAGUAUUCACCAAUUUCCGAUUCAAAGUGUUCUUAUCUAGUUUAGCUUGUUUUAAUUUUGUACCCGAAACAUGAACGCAUUGCAAGCCCUUUUAUCUCUUUUCUCUUCUUUUCCCUUCGUUUUUUGAAGUUUCGGUUCGUUCUGUGAUCCGCCGAAAAGAGCGUAAACAUCGCAGAGACGGCCCAGAGUGAAAGUUUCGUCGUUUAUCAGUUCUCUCACUUUUGCAGUUAUCACGUUUUCAGUUCUUUCCCGCUUAAAUUAAACUUUUCAACUUAUGUUUCAGUAAAAAAAAAAAGAGUUUCACAUUGUUGAUGAACAAAGUUUUUUUUGCAGUUUCAAUACGUUUGCAAAUGAAAUGCUGUAUUUCGUUUAUCACUCUCUAAAUUUCUUCUCUACAAAAUAAAACAUCGCUUUCGUUCAGAUGUCGACGACGGUAACUUUCCGUUCCACACUGCCUCUUCUCCGUCGAAACCAUCCCGUCGCAGUGGAGUUCACGACAGAAAGACCCUUUUUUAGCAGUUCACAUACUCGAGGUAUAUUUUUUAUCCUUAAAAGAUCAAACAUCAUCUGGGCUAACUCAAAUCCUAUAAAAAUUAUUUUGGAAACCUUCUAGAGCACAAUAAAUUCCGAAGAAUUAACAAAUAAACAGCGAUGAUUUAUCAAUGCACAAGUUUCUACACAAAUUUGAUAACUUUUUGAAAACUACAUCUAUUCAUUAUUUUCUCGGUACAGGCGGUGCAAGUACUCCCCCGGGCACCACGUCCACCUCGACAGUGUCCGCGUCGCCGGCAGUUCCGACCAGUUAUGGAUACAUUUCCGACAUGUUCAAGAAUUUUGUCGCCAAAGUUGAAGUACGACAUUUGUUUGUAAUCGCUAGCAAUAAAAAAAAUUGAUUUUUCAGAACCCCCUGAACUAUUUGAACGUCGGCACAUCGAAAACAACGACGUCGGCGCCGACAGCUGUUGAAUCGAAGUCACAGUAAGAUGCACACAACUUUAUAUAGAUUUUCAAGAAAACAACAUUUACAGAAUAAUCCUAAAAUCGAACGAAAAUCGAGUAUCGCGCUCGGAAGUCACCUCGAAAACGCGGGCGCUCGUCAAAAAAGUGAUGUUGUCGGAGACGUCGCAGUCGAGAUUGACACGAGUUCGCGACCUCUCGGAGCACAUAAUGCAGUACCCGCCGACGCGAAUCAUUGCCGCACAGGAACAGAGGCUCGUCGCCGAGCUGCUCGAUAUGGUCAUGUACGGACACACGGACACGUUGAAGGAGGAGGCGAGACAGUGUCUCACACUCAUCGGAGUACAUCCGUUUCCCAAGGGAAGAGGUAAGCGAGUUUGAGGAGCAGAAUUUUAAGCAAAAAGUUGGGAAAAUCGAUUGGAAAAGCUUCACCCGAAAAUUGAGCAUUUUCAGGUGUGAACGUGCUCUCGAUCGACGGCGGUGGCACGCGCGGAAUGAUGGGAUUGGAGGUGCUCGAGAAAAUUGAAAAAUUGUCCGGUAAAAAGGUACUUUUAUCGCUAUUCGUAGACUUUCGAUCUAUUUUCUGGUGCAUCGCCACGUUUUCAAUGGGGAAACUGAAAAUUUUUCAGAUUUGCGAGCUGUUCGACAUGAUUUGCGGAGUGAGCACGGGCGGAAUCAUCGCCGCACUCCUCACUGUAAAAGGGUACACGGUCAAAGAAUGUCGGGAAGCGUACAUGGAUGUAUCCAAGAGGUUCGCACACGUUUUUACAGCAAAAAAAAAACGGGAAACGUUCAGAUUAUUCACACAAGGCAAGUUCCAAGGCGGAAUGGGACUGAUUCUGAAGCACUCCUACUACAACACCAACCUAUGGAUCAGCAUUCUCAAACAAGUAGCAUUCUAGAAGUGUCAAAUUUUGUUUUAUUUUGAAUGAAUUCAGAUGAUCGGAGAAGACGUGACACUGAUCAACACCUCGCGGAAAUUGCACACGCCUCGAUUGGCGAUUGUCGCGUCGAUUGUGAAUUUGAAGACGUUACAGGUUGAAACUUUGGAACUGUCUUUAUUUUAGCUUAUUAAGCUUUUUAGUAAAGCGCUUCCUAUAAGACCCCAAUUUCUACUUUGCAGCCGUACAUCUUCCGCAACUACGACCAUCCGGCGGGCCGUGACUCGCACUACCGCGGCGGCUGCGAUCAUCCGUUGUGGACGGCGAUUCAGGCAUCCGCGGCCGCGCCCCUCUACUUUUCGGAAGUGAAACUGGGCAAUCUGUUGCUGCAGGACGGCGGAGUGUACGCGAACAACCCCACGGCGAUCGCCUACCACGAGACGAAGCUGCUGUGGCCGAACGAGGCGGUGAACUGUGUGGUGUCGGUGGGCAACGGACGGACGGUCAUGUCGCCCGAGGCUACGCCCACCAUGUUCUCCACUUCGAUCCAGGACAAACUGCUGCGGAUCAUCGACAGCGCGACGGACACGGAAGGAGUGCAUAUGAAUGUGCACGACAUGCUCCCCGAAUCCGUGUAUUAUCGCUUCAAUCCAUACAUGACCUACUCGUACGGACUGGACGAAAUCGACGAGGAACGGCUCGAGCAGAUGGCCUGCGACGCCGAGUUUUAUGUGAGAAGGAACUCGAGCAAACUGGAGGACGCCGCCGAGAAAUUGUGCUUGGUAAGGCACGAGAUUUAGAUUUUAACAAAUUUCGCUACUUUUCAGCAACCAAAUCUGCAACAACGCGCCCGCCGACGCAUCAAAGAGUACCUGGACUUGAAGGGAUUCUACAAACCCGCUUAA
Caenorhabditis sp. 36 PRJEB53466 is the source of this 4456-nucleotide messenger RNA. The record is from the annotation of a GenBank genome assembly. Lineage: Eukaryota; Metazoa; Nematoda; Chromadorea; Rhabditida; Rhabditidae.